This is a messenger RNA of Xenopus laevis (African clawed frog), 6415 nucleotides long. RefSeq names its product pleckstrin homology and RhoGEF domain containing G4 S homeolog (gene plekhg4.S). Gene Ontology annotation, molecular function: guanyl-nucleotide exchange factor activity. The transcript is spliced from 24 exons. NCBI's taxonomy places the organism in Eukaryota, Metazoa, Chordata, Amphibia, Anura, Pipidae. The record is from RefSeq and is a predicted model, not a curated record. The coding region runs from base 145 to 5907 and encodes 1920 amino acids.
GGCGGGGUCAGGGUUUGUGUUACACACGGUGCGGGAACACUAGGAGGAGUAAUAUGGCAGCAGCGAGGUAACAGGACAGGAGACAGGGACCUGGGACAAGGUGUCUACAUGGACUUGAGGUGGAAAGGAUAAGAAGCCGCAGACAUGGACUCCCAGUCUUUAGAUGGAUGCAUCCAGAAGACGCUGUCCUCCCUUUACCCACCCUUUGAAUACACUGCGGCCACUGUACUCUGCCAAGUCUUCGAUGUAGUGGAGAAAACUUACCGUGGGGACGGGCUAAGCUAUCUCAUUGAUUUCCUGAUUCCUGCAAAGCGUGUUCUCCACAGCCUGCAACAGGAAGCUUGUUUGCAGUAUUAUGGUUUGCUAUUCAGGCAUGCUGGGUGGCCUCUGUGUAUCCAUGAGAAGAUUGUUCUGCAACUAGCAUCCAUAGAUUGGAGACUUCUUCAGCCUGGUGACUUUUACUUCCAGGUUGUGCCUUACUUGAGAAAGACUCCAAGAAUUGUGCUAAAAUGCCUGGCACAGGAUUAUCAUAACAUUGAGGAGCUGGUCCUCCCAGAAGUAUCCUAUACAUCAAUUUUCAACUUGGAAUGGUUAGAAUUCAUCAACUCAGGACGAAUGGGGAUUUCUCUGGAGAAUUGUCUCCUGAUGUCUGAUGACCAGAUCUUUAGAGUUCCCUGGGAAAGGGUGGUCCAUCCAGAAUUUAUAGACAAAGCACAGCCACAUAACAAAAAAGCGGGUGACAGAAACACAAUUGAACUGUAUCUGGAAUGUAACAAAGGGAUGCCUCAGCCAUCAUUGGUGGAUUUGACAGUUCAGCAUUUUGAAACUGUUAAUGUGGAUUCUGUUUCAGGUGAAACCUCUUAUUUGGAUACUGAGUUACAAGUAAAAACAAUGAUGGCAUCCAGUGAACUUGAAGGGGAGUAUGUAGAACUGUCAGAUAUUUCAGUGCCUCGUUUAGGGCCCCAAUUGGGGUCCCUAACACAGUCUAUUGCCUUAAAUUACAAAAGCCAACAAAAAGCAGUUUCUCAACAGACCCAAGAUAAACAAAACCAUGUUUUGGUUUUGGACAGUAGAACUUGUAAAAUGAAUGUAGUUUCCUUAGAUACAAUGCCAACACUUUGUUCUCUGCAACCUUCCAAAAAAGUGACUUUUUCACAUAAACAGGCAACUCAACAGAAUGUAGAUAUACAGAACAAAAUCAUGGAUUUGACCAUUGGAGAAUCUAUGUCACAAAAGCACUUGAACCAAGAAUCUUUAUUUUCUACUGGUUCUACAAAACAUAGUAUUUCAGAAACAUUUAUUACUCAAAACAGUUGUCUGGAGUAUGAGGACAUUUCAGAGAUUACUCUUUUAGAAAAGGUCAAAGAUACUGGAGACAUUGAUAAGUGCACACAAAACUGUGAACAACCAAGUUCACAGGGAAGUAAUUUUAGGACAUCAUUAUUGUUCCAACAAGAAAGCAGAAGCCACUUUAUAAAUGGCGCUGAGGAUGUCAGAGUGGUGAUAGAUGCAUUACAACAACCUGCUGCAGAGCAUUCCAGACCACAAGAGACUGUGUUGGUUGAAUAUUUACACUCUUCAAGUAAAGCAUUUCCUCAAGAUGUUAUUCGUUAUACUAUAACUGAUGAAUGUGACCAAAGUGUGCCUUCAUUGGAUACAACAACAUGUCUGUUUGAGAAACAAAAAUCUGAAGAAAACACAGCAAAUCCAGAAGAAAGUGCAGAAAACAGAAAUGCAGGUAGCCAUGUUAAGUUUGCCUUUGUUGCAGCUGAAUCAUGUGCCCCUGGUGUUGCUGUGUUGCAGCAAGGGAGUAGUAAUCGAGAUCUUUGCACUGGGUGUGGAGAGCAGGUUGAUGAUGUUAAUAAAGAACUGGUCAGCAGAGCUUUACAGAACAUGCAAUUGCAGAAUGUUCAGUCUUUAGAACAGAGAGAGCAGGAACAUAAAAGUGACUCCCAUAACAGUGAACAAGUGGAUCCACAUCACUCCAUGUGUACAUUGUCUGGGUCAGAAAAAUUGCCCCUGACAUUAGAAACUCUUCAUGAAGUUGUAGAAGAUGAGCAGGACCUCACGGACUGUAACGUAUCAUUCACAAGAGCGAUGCCACCUUCUGAGGAUAUUUCUAAAACAGAACUAGCUUUAGGAAAACUCAGUGACCAGGAAGAAAGGACAGGACAAGAUCCACAGGAGAACUGUUGGCAACAUCUAUGCCAUACACCUGCAUUGUCCAGGAGAAGUAAUGGUCAGCCCAUGACUAUAAUGGCUCAGGAUGUGAAUUUGGAAGUUCUGUUAAGUGAAAUGGUUUAUCUGCCUGGAACAAAGGACAGAAACGGACGUGCAGUAAUAAUAAUAAACACAAGGCAUACUGCCUGGCUGAAUCCACACUGUAAUGCCUCAGAACUGGGUCGUCUGUUACUGUUCUUCUACAGCAUUCCAAGGAAAGAUUGCAGAAGUCUGGGCCUGACACUGCUUGUGGAUGCCCGCCGCUGUUCUCCUGUUCCUGCUCUGUUUAAAGCUUUUCAUAUAGUACAGGCUGCUGUACCAAGCUGCAUCCAUGGUGUUUUGAUGCUUGUGGAAAAGGAUCUUGCCCUGCAUGUGGAGAAGCCUCAGGGUAUACAGUUUGAUCUUGUUACAUCUACAAAAUCCUUGCACAAACAUAUAGAGGCCUCACAACUCCCACUGGAAUUUGAUGGCUCAUUUCAAUACUGCCACAAAGACUGGAUAAUGUUUAGGAUGAAACUGAAGCACCUACAAGAAAGUUGCCGUAACGCUUGUGCAUUUUUGCAGGAUGCCAUAAAAAAUCUGCACAUUGACUCGCUUCCAAAUAAAGCAGAGGAUGCCAGACUUCUCCUGCUAAAAUUUGGAGAACUGAUGAAAAUGGUGCUGGAGGAUGAAAGACUUGUGCAGCUGCAGACAGAGGGAGGAGCCAUUUUAGCGCGACUGAGGAAAGAGGAGUCAUGUGUAACUCAUACUGAGGAUUAUAGGGAUGCUGUUGAUGUGGCAGCAGAGCUGUAUAACCAGGUAGAUGAGGCGGUGCACAGUCUUGUUAAAAUAUCCAACAAGCGCAUACAGGAGAUGGAACUGGUCAUUGAGUUUGAGGCUUUCCAGGAACAAUUUCAAGAGGUUGUCAGUUGGAUUGAACAUGUAGGGGAACACUUACUUAAGGAGUGCAGUACGCUAGAAGAUUCUCUGGAAGUUCUUCUCCAAACACAGAGACUGUUCAAAGAAUUUUAUGUUGUUGCAUGUGAGUAUUGCAAGCGAGGCCGGGAUAUUUUGCAGAAGAUGGAAAAGUGGCAGAAUCUUUCUUCCACCGAGACCCAAAUACACAGAUUAAAAUUGCAAAAGUACAGAGAAAAGGUGGAGGAUUUCUCACGACGCCUGGAAGAAUCUAGAUCCCAACUGCAGAAAACUGUAACACUUUAUCAGUUUUUUGACAAGGCAUACGAAUGGGCUCUGGAAAGAAUGCGGCAUCUUGCCUCCUUUAGCUUCGAUGACUAUAGCUCACCAGAGAUUUGCUUUUCUGCUAUUGAGGGCUUGGAGAGGUAUAAAAUUCAGCACCCAGAAAUUAGUGAGGAGAAAUUCAUGGAGAUGAGAGAACUUGCCCGUGAGUUAAAGAAUGAGAAAGGAACCAAGCAAUGGAAAUUUGCCUGGUCUAAGUGCCAGGAGGCUCGAAAUGUUUUGGAGAAAAAGCUGGAGGCUGCAUUACGGGCAAAAACUUUGUUGUCUGGGGAGCAGAGCUCAUCUGGCACUGCUUCACAGCCAAGAGAAGCUGAUGGAAUGGAGCAGAAAGAACUAUUAGAAUGUAAUAGCAAUACGAACUUAUUCCAAAGCAAACCAUACAAUUCACCAUUCUGCCCAAGAGAAAGGAAGCUGGGCAGAGUACUGUGCAAUAGGUUUGAAUUGGGGAACACAGUUGAUCACACAACAUGCAAAUCAAGUCCCACCUCAGAUGCAGGCUCUAUAGUUAAAUCAGUGUUUAGAACACGCAAAAUGUCUCUGCAGAGCAUUUCUGGAGAGGAUCUUAGUCUUGAUCUCCUCCGUAUUGCCCCUUCAGGCUCUUCAACCCCCACAGUUACACCUCGCCCCAUCACAAGAAGACUGUUAAGAAAGGCACAGAGUUUUGACCUCCCUGGAACUGAAGGGGCAGGUAAUGGGUGUCAAAGAAGGCUGAGUGAACCCACAAGACGUGGCAACACUGGAGUGUUCAUUAAAGGGCUUGAAGUAAGCAGCACAGAACUUGUAGACCGACCCUGCAGCCCCAGACUGCCACGUGACUGGUCAGCCGAGUGUGUGUACAGUGAAAGAAGGUGCAGUAUAUCCUCAUCUGAUGGGAGGAGCCAGAACAGUAAGCUCCACCAUAUUAUUGAUGAGAUGGUAACGACAGAGCGAGAGUAUGUGCGCUCCUUGUGGUACAUCAGUGAGAAUUACUUCCUAGAGAUGGAGCGCUUGGACCUGCCCCAGGAUCUCAGAGGAAAACGGGGAAUCAUAUUUGGAAACCUGGAGAAGCUCAGAGACUUCCAUAGCCAGUAUUUUCUAAAGGAGCUGGAGAGCUGUUGUAAUCACCCAUUGCGUGUCAGCCACUGUUUUCUCAGGCAUAAAGAUCAGUUUGGGAUGUAUGCUUUAUACAGUAAAAACAAACCACGUUCCGACUCCUUGCUUGCCAGCCAUGGGAACAUUUUUUUUAAGAAUAAACAGCACCUUCUGGGAGACAAGAUGGACCUGGCUUCCUAUCUUCUGAAGCCAAUACAGCGAAUGAGCAAAUAUGCGCUGCUUUUAAAGGACCUGAUUAAGGAGUGUGGAGAGGCACAAGAACAAGAGCUUGCUUACUUGCGUGCAGCUGAGGAAAUGGUGAAAUUCCAGCUUCGCCAUGGCAACGACCUGCUAGCUAUGGAUGCAAUCCGAGACUGUGAUGUAAACCUAAAAGAGCAGGGCCAGUUAGUGAGGCAAGACGAGUUCACAGUUUGCCUUGGCCGGAAGAAGUGCCAGAGACAUGUUUUUCUGUUUGAGGAUCUCAUUUUGUUCAGCAAGCCUAAGCGCAUUGAAGGUGGACUUGAUGUGUAUAUCUAUAAACGCUCUUUUAAAACGGCUGACAUUGGGUUAACAGAAAGUUCUGGAGACAAUGGGCUGCGAUUUGAAAUUUGGUUCAGGAGGCGUAAAUCCAAUGACACACACAUACUCCAAGCAAGCAACCCUGAAACUAAGAAAGUAUGGACCAGUGAUAUUGCCAAAAUCCUAUGGCAACAAGCUACCAGAAAUAAAGAAAUCCGAACGCAGGAAAUGGUUUCUAUGGGAGUUGGCAAUAAGCCAUUCUUGGACAUAAAACCUAGCGAUGCAGCUAUAAAUAACAGAGCCAUUGAUUUUACCAUGAAGGGAAGAGGUGCAAGAACCAGAGCUUCAAUCGCAGUAUCCUUUUUUGAUCACUCAGAUCCUUACAAGAGAAGUCAGGCACCCAUAUCCUGCAGUUCAGUAUCUUCUGCUGGAGGACCCUCCUCUGCCUCCUUGUUGGGGCCCCUAAAUCUCCAUACAUAUGUCAAUCAAACUCUGCUGUCGGGAGUGUUUUCAGCCAGCAGACCCUUUGACACUAGCAGUUGCCUGGAAGAGGAUGAACUGGAGAAUGAGACAAACAGCAGCCAGCCUUCCAUGACCACUGAGAGCUCAGAGUCUUCACAAUGUAUGUCUGGUGCAGGGUCCAGUGGGUCAGACAGUGGUUGCGUGUCCAACAUUCCCCAGGACAAUGUAUCUGAGGAUGCUGGAUCUCCUACUGAUGCAUCUGCUCCCUAUUCCAUUCAAGAAGAGAGAAACACCUCCAGUCCAAGGUUUCCACUUGUGGAAAAAAGCAAAUUUAGCAACUGCCAAUAUAUUUCUGCUAACCCAAGCCACAUAUGCUUAAGCCCUUCCACCAUAGUCUGAGAUUCCUAACCUGUGUGUUUGAAGAAGCCUUUCCCGUGUAUGGGACACAAGUGCUCGAUGCACAUAUUCAAGGAUCUGUAUCAGACUCCAAGUCUCCCAUCAUAAAUUUGCACCUACUGCUUCCGGAACUCAUCAUUAGUCUUUCUUACACUUGCUAACUAGUCAGCCACUUACAUUUAUAUGUAUUAUUUGAGCAAAUGUGUAAAUAGUUUAAUAAACUGGUGGCUGUAGUUUCAUGUUAACAUGUUUAGCACUAGCGGAUCAUUUAGUGCUUAAUUCUUUACACUUUUUUGCUAAAGAAGAUGAAUAUUUUGGCUGCACAGUUUGUAAAGUUUGUUGAAAAAAGUUAAGUAACCUCUCAAAAAUAGAAUAACCAUCUAUAUAAUUUCUCAUUGCUGAACUGGAAUUUGAUAAGUGUCUUAUUUUGUAAUAGUUGUACCCAUAGUAGAAAUAAUUUAUUUAAUGGUGACAAUACUUAAAUCUGAAUAAACAGAUUUUGUUGAGUUGA